UGGGAGGGUCUCAUUCCACUUCCAGCGCCCACUUUCAGCACACUCAUCCUGGACGCUACAGAGCGCACUCACACACUCGCACGGGCCUGUGCACUCAGAGCAGCAGGAGAAAGUGUGUGUUGCGUUGUGUGGUUGAGUGAUGGAUCUCGCGCAGUAGAACUUGUACAGACAGGAGCUGUUGGAAUGGCAAACUGCUCAGAAACGCUGCAAACUUCAGUCGUCUGAUCAACAUGUCUGAGGCUAUUUGCUGUACGGUGGUGAAUUGCAACUGUGACUGUUUCAUACCAGGUAAACUGAGGCGGCGACUCUGUGAGCACUGCAGACAUGGCUGGGUUGCCCACGCUUUAAGUAAACUGAAAGUUCAUCACAUGUACCAGGGGAGUCAGGUGGAGAUCGUUCACUCCAACGUGGUGUUUGACAUCUGUAGUCUGAUGCUUUAUGGGACCCAGGCAAUCCCAGUACGUCUAAAGAUCCUUCUGGAUCGACUUUUCAGUGUUCUUAAGCAGGAGGAGGUCAUUCAGAUUCUUAACGCACUGGACUGGACAUUACAGGACUAUAUUCGCGGUUAUGUCCUGCAGGAUGUGGCCGGUAAGGUAUUGGACCGCUGGGCCAUAAUGACUUUCGAAGAGGAGAUUGUUACGCUGCAGCAGUUUCUGCGUUUUGGAGAGACAAAGUCCAUUGUGGAGCUGAUGGCUCUGCAGGAUAAGGAAGGACAGGCAGUUGUUGUUCCAAGUACUCGAACCAAUUCUGACAUCCGCAGCUUCAUCGAAAGCAGCAUGCAGCGUUCUGUGCGACUGCCGGCGAAAGCAGAAUCACCCAGCUGUAGUAACGGGCAUCAUUUUGAGACUCUAGUGAACAGUAUGGCCCUCAUGCUUCCAAUGCAACUGCUGAAUUCUGUUCCAGUGCCGUUGCUGAGCUCCUGUAGUGAUUCCAGCUGCCAUGAGGCACAAACGAGGCAUGAGCCGUCAGAAGGAAGCCUCAGCAGCACUGCUCCGUUCAACAUGGGGCCUGUGAGGGCAGAGGUAAUGCUGGACGCAGAAUCUACAAAGAUAGAAGCAGAAGAGUUUAACGUGAGUGGAGACUCCUCUCCCUCCACCCCCUGUACGCCCUCCAUCACCUCUGAAAUCACACAGAUGUCCCCUGAGAACAGGAUGAGGUGUUCAGAGAGGAGCGGAAGCAUGAAGAAGGGUCGUGUGUUCUGCAGUGCCUGUGAGAAAACCUUUUACGACAAAGGCACGUUGAAGAUACAUUAUAAUGCUGUUCAUCUGAAGAUCAAACACAAGUGCACCAUUGAAGGCUGCAACAUGGUGUUCAGCUCCUUGCGCAGUCGGAACAGGCACAGUGCUAAUCCAAAUCCACGGCUGCACAUGCCGAUGAACCGCAAUAAUCGGGACAGGGACCUCCGGGGCGGUCUGAGCCCGAGGCAAGAGGAUGAUGGUGACGAUGAAAAGAGGGAGUUCGGAUCUGUCCCGGAAAGCAGGACCAUCUCGAGUUUCAUCAUCCGCAACUCCGAGCCAAAGCUGCACAGCUCUUUCUCAAGCAUGAGUCAGACUGGAAUCCUCUUUCCUAAUCUAAAGACCGUUCAGCCUGUACUUCCUUUUUACAGAAGCCUGGUGACUCCAGCGGAACUGGCUCAUACCCCUGGCAGCCUGCCCUCUCUCCCACUGCUGUCCUCCUCUGUUCCCAUCAAUGCCAGUAACGUGGAGACCAGCUCGGAGCCGGUGCCCAAGAAGAAGUCUAGAAAGUCCAGCAUGCCCAUCAAGAUCGAGAAAGAUGAGUUGGCAACAGUGGAGGAGAUGCCACCCCUCAGCCCCUGUACUGACACAGAAAGGUGUGAUGUCAUCAGCAUGGGGCGUGUAACGCCUGGAGAACCUGUGGACUGUGACGUUCGUAAUCAAUUGAGCCACAACUUGCUUAACACAGAGCUGGAGAUCAGUCAUAUCCUCUCGCAGUCUUCUCCUUCUCGCUAUAACACCAAACAGAAGGAGAAUGAAUGGUCUGGUGAGAAAGAACGGGGGUCCCCAGAAUCUGAGCCCCCAUGCAGUUCACGACCAGACCAACCCUGUGGUCACAAUUGUGAAGAGAGAGGGCACAGAUUGACAAAUUUAGCAUUGCACAGAAACAUCACAAGCAACAGUGAAAACUGUGUAGAUGGCUGCAGUGACCCAGAGACCAUGUGCACAGAUGAUAUAGAAGAUGCGUCCCACCCAUGUGAGAUCUGCAAUAAGACUUUCAAAAACGCUUAUAGUGUAAAAAUGCAUUAUCGGAACGUGCACUUGAAGGAGAUGCACAUGUGCACUGUGGACGGCUGCAAUGCUGCGUUUCCCUCCCGUCGCAGCAGGGACCGACACAGUGCAAACCUGAAUCUGCACCACAGGCUGUUGACCACAGAUCAUUCAGGAACACCUUCUCUUCGCAGAGAACAUCCAGACGUCCCUCAUAAAGAGUCCCUGAGCCAGAUGUCUGUCAUCUUUAAAGGGAGUAACCGCACAGGCCUUGUGUUCCCCAUGAGUAAAUCAAUGGAGAGAGCAGAUGAGCCAGUAGAGGACGCAGUGGAGGAAGAAGCCGUAUUAGACCUGAGCACCAGAGGAAGUGCGCACUCUUCAUGGGACUCCGAUGUGGGCAGCGAGGAAGGGCUCCCUCUAGAGGACAGUGAAGAGAGUUGCGAUGGAAUGAGUGUUGAUGCGUCCACAUCUCCUCCGUGCCUCAGCCAGCAAUCUCUCAGCUCAUCACCCAUCACCUGCCAUAUGUGUCAAAAAGUUUACAGCAACAAAGGCACGUUCAGGGCUCAUUAUAAAACAGUGCACCUUCGCCUCCUUCACAAGUGCAAAGUUCCAGGAUGUGAUACUACAUUCUCCUCUGUUAGAAGCCGCAACAGACACAGUCAGAAUCCAAAUUUACACCGUAACCUUGCAAUGAAUACCUCCCUCAAACAGGAGUAGGUCAAACAUAUUACUCACACAUAUAUACACAGAGCCAUAUUCUCAUAAAUCUAGUCAUAGAGUCACUCUUGUCCAAUAAGGUUCAAAAGUGCUCUUUAUACUAUGUACUGCACAUUCAAGUGUAAUGUACAUAACUGGAAAGAAACAUCCAUUAAGGACAUGUUCAGAUAUGUUCUUCAUCUCAAACGUAAUGACUACUUAGGACCCUUCCCUUGUAUUUAUUGACUUUUACAGAGCAAGAUAGACACAGAUAUUCCAUAUAGUUUCUCACAUUGUGGGUUAUGAGGUGGCAAGUUUUCCAUAUAAAAUAAUUAUUGCUAUUCGAAGUGAAAAAGACACUGUCCAACACAUGAGAAAGCAUAUGCAGAACCAAAACUUUCCUUGCUGUUAUAUUUGAAUUCCCCCCAUUCUUUAUCCAAAGCCACAUAAAGGCCAUGUAUUGAUAUCCAUCCCUGCACUUAUUCAUUGAGGGAACACAUCUUUCUUCAGCAUGGGACUUCAGACAGAACAUUGAUCGAGCAUGAGAGAGUGAGUGAUUGAGUGAGAGAGAGAGAGAGCAUCAGUGUUAAAGUGAGUGUUGAAGGAGAAUAAACUGUUUGACUGAUGGUGCAGGGCUCACCUCAUCAUUUACUGCAGUGAAGUUUCUUGUAGUAUACAAAUAUGUUGAUUUGCUGUUCUGUUUUUAUUACAAAGCAAUCAGUAAAGAUUUUGUAGCCAUUUGAAUCAAUGUGGUCUUUUAAGAGCGGCUGUUGUGUUCAGUAAGUUAUUGUGUGUAUGUUUUAUCUUGUUUAAUUUGUUAUUCUUGUGGAGACCAAAGAUUCUUAAUCCAGGAUGGUGUGUGAAGCAGCACAAGCAACUAGUACAUGCAAAUGUUUUAGAAACUUCAGUCUGCACACCAUAGUGCCUGUGAAUGCUUUAGCACAGGCUACUCUGAAGACAUUUGAAAACAUUCUUACAGUAUAUACACACUGGUGUUGCUUUGCUUUUAUUUUAUGAAGCACAUGAUGCUUUAGCAAGUUCUGGUUUAAUGACAUUGGGCUGAAAAAGCAAAUUAAGACAUUCUGUAGUUAUGCACAUACAUAAAAGAGUCUUACACUGGCAGAGCAACAAACCCAACACAAGCACACACAUCAAUGGUACAUUUCUUUCUGUUUAACUGUAUGUUUUAUGUAUACUGUAUAAUAAUUUGUAACCUAAAAGAAAAAUAUGUGUGCUGUAACUAAAGCAUUCUGUUUACUGUUCCAGAUUUGCAUCAAUUUUAAAAUGAUGUCAGAAAUGUUUGACUUUGAUAAGCAGGAUUAACCAUGUUAAAAUACAGAUCAAUACCUAACCCAUUUAUUCAUGUUCUAUUGAAUAUUUUUUGUCUGUGUUAAUAAACAAUUAUUUAAAAACAUCGUUAAU
Xyrauchen texanus (razorback sucker) is the source of this 4343-nucleotide messenger RNA. Its product is annotated as zinc finger protein basonuclin-1-like. Gene Ontology annotation, biological process: regulation of transcription by RNA polymerase I. NCBI's taxonomy places the organism in Eukaryota, Metazoa, Chordata, Actinopteri, Cypriniformes, Catostomidae. Bases 231 to 2942 code for a protein of 903 amino acids. The transcript has 5 exons. The record is from RefSeq and is a predicted model, not a curated record. Gene Ontology annotation, cellular component: nucleus.